AUGCCACAAAUGGGUGAUGUUAUAGCAAAUGCUUACAAAAGACCGUUAUACUUCUUCUCACUACAAAUCAGCCUUACCUUUCUUCCAUAUCACCAUCCACUAAACCGAAAUGAAGCACUUGCAAUCACUUACAUUAAUCAAAAUCAUUAUGUAGCCAUGGUAUUGAAACCUGGUGCACCUGUUCCUCCAAUUGUUAAUUGCGCAUUUUGGGGAGAUUCUGUUACUGCAGCAGAACAACUAGUUAAAACGGAAGAAGACGCGUUAAAUUACUUGGUUGGUGAUUAUCUUUCUGAAGUUACAAUAGGCUUACUUGCACGUAGCCGUAAUCAAGAUCGUAAAAGUUUAAAGGGUGCAAGCAAGCAAAGGUGGUUAUAUUUCCGAAUUUCUCACCUACGUUCUCUGACCUUUACCAUCAAAUAUAACAUUAAGGUAGUCACCAAUGCUGGAGGUUUAGACCCUUUAUCAUGUAAAUUAGCAAUUGAAGAUUUAGUUAAAGAUCUUAAUAUCGAAGAAGGCAAAGUAAUUGUUGCCGCGGUUACUGGUGAUGAUAUUAUAGACAAAGUAAAUGUGAAAUACUUAACUUUACAUAUAUUCAAGGAGAUUCCGAAGGUUCUGAUUCCAUUAAAACCAGGUGCUAAUAUUGUAGUGACUGGACGCUGUAUGGAUAGCGCGUUAGUACUAGGCCCACUAAUUUAUGAAUUUAAGUGGGAUCCUCAUGAUGAUUGGGAUUUAUUAGCUUCUGGUUCAUUAGCUGGGCAUAUUGUAGAAUGUGAGUAUCAAGCAACUGGUGGUAAUUUUACAGAUUGGAGGAAAAGUGCUUAUUCACCUGGUGGUGGAUGGUAUAAUAUGGGAUAUCCAAUUAUUGAAUGUUUCAAGAAUGGUGAAUUUUUUGUUACUAAACCCAAGAAUACUGGUGAACAAAUGUUGUAUGAAAUAUUAGAUCCCGGUGCAUAUAUUUUGCCAGAUGUAAAUUUGGAUUUUAGAAAUGUAAAAUUGAAGCAAAUAAGGUUUUGCUUACUGGUACAAAAGGUCGAGCACCAACAGAAUUUGAAAGUUUCAAGAGUUUAUUUAGAUGGAUAUAAAAUGACUGGACAAAUAAUUAUUGGUGGCAUUGAUGCGUGGAAUAAGUAUUGGGAGCUAUGGGUACGUGAGGCCAUGCCAAAACUCGUAAUACCCGCGAAGUUGUAUAUUUAUCAUGAUAAAUUAGAUGCUUUAAAGUAUUUUGGGUUGGAGCUUUCUCCCGUAAGCACAAAUCAAUUUUCAUUCAUUUUAUGUUUAAUAGAAUGUAAUGGGUCAUUUAAUCUUGAAAUUAUUAUAUGGUCGGCUACAAGCAUGGCUCCAGGAAUUACUGGAGGCGGGGCAGGACGUCCUCAUCCAUCACCAUGUCUUGUACACUUUGCACUACCACCGCCGUUACCAGAAAUCCCAAAUGAAAUUGAUUACAAAAUCGAUAAUGGACUUAUGACUAAAGUACCUUUAAUAAGAUUAGCAAACUUGGCACGCGAACCAAAUUAUUAUCCAUUUUUGAAAAAUUCAUUGACCGAAGAGGCUGUCAAAGAUUAUAUGAUCCAUUUAUGUAGAGGUAUAGUUAAGAGAUACGAAUUACCUGGUUGUAAUGGAUUUAAUUUUUGUGUUGACUAG
Dentiscutata erythropus is the source of this 1641-nucleotide messenger RNA. Lineage: Eukaryota; Fungi; Glomeromycota; Glomeromycetes; Diversisporales; Gigasporaceae. The record is from the annotation of a GenBank genome assembly.